GAAUUCAAAUUAUAACCAUUUAUUAAUUUCUUCUGAAAUGAGGUAAUCACGUCUGAGACCUUUUUUUAAUUUUAAAUCAUAAGCAAAGUUGUUUAAUAGCCAGAAAAAUGUUUAGUCAAGAUGCAUGCUACUGUAAUUGUGACGGAAUGGCAGAAAGUAUAUCUCGAUGCUAUGGAAAUUCUACAUUUUUUUUUUUUUACUAUAACGAAUGAAAAAAAAAGGGGGGGGGGGAAUCAAAUUAAAGAGCGGAUUAGGUUUUCAGAAUAUCUUUUGUUCGAUUCCCAACCUGUGGGUUCUGAGGUUCUUGACCAAUACUUUCACAGUGUUGCUGACGUCACGCACCUAAAGGUAGGGUCACAAGUAGGAUUCUUAAAAAAAAAAAAGUUUUAUGAUUGAACACGAGUCAAAGAGAAAAUUAUUAUUUCCGAUGGCAAUAAUAGGAGUCACGCAGACAUCUUAGACUCUCAAUACCCGGAAAGGGUAUAUUUCCUAUUCUGUUUAACACGCUCACGGUAUCGAAGUUCGGAUGUUAAGAUCUUAAUUUGACUUACUUGUAAGUUGAAUGUGUCAAUGGCAAAAAAUAAGUUACCAACUUCUUGGUCACUGUUUAUUUUCUCGGCCUUUUGUCAUGGGUUGAAAAUGCAACUGAUAUUUAAUCUUCCUCAUUUAUACUAUCAUCCCUGUUAAUUCUUAUCUUCCCUGUUAAUUCUCAUCUUCCCUGUUAAUUCUCAUCUUCCCUGUUAAUUCUCAUCUUCCCAAUUUAUUCUCAUCUUCCUUAUUACUUCUCAUCUUCCCUAUUCAUUCUCAUCUUCCCUAUUAAUUCUCAUCUUGCUUAUUUAUUCCCAUCUUCCCUAUUUAUUCUCAUCUUCCUAUUUAUUCUCAUCUUCCCUAUUAAUUCUCAUCUUCCCUAUUUAUUCUCAUCUUCUCUAUUUAUUCUCAUUCUUCCUUAUUUAUUCUAAUCUUCAUUAUUUAUUCUCAUCUUCCCUAUUUUUUCUCAUCUUCCCGAUUAAUUCUCAUCUUGCUUAUUUAUUCUCAUGUUCCCUAUUUAUUCUCAUCUUCCUAUUUAUUCUCAUCUUCCCUAUUAAUUCUCAUCUUCCCUAUUUAUUCUCAUCUUCUCUAUUUAUUCUCAUCUUCCUUAUUUAUUCUCAUCGUCCUUAUUUAUUCUCACCUUCCCUAUUAAUUCUAAUCUUCCCUAUUUAUUCUCAUCUUCAUUAUUUAUUCUCAUUUUCCCUAUUUAUUCUCAUCUUCCCUAUUUAUUCUCAUCUUCCCUAUUUAUUCUCAUCUUCCUUAUUUAUUCUCACCUUCCCUAUUAAUUCUCAUCUUCUCUAUUUAUUCUCAUUCUUCCUUUUUAUUCUCAUCUUCAUUAUUUAGUUUCAUCUUCCCUAUUUAUUCUCAUCUUCCUUAUUUAUUCUCAUCUUCCUUAUUUAUUCUCACCUUACCUAUCAAUUCACAUCUUCCCUAUUUAUUCUCAUCUUCAUUAUUUAUUCUCAUCUUCCUUAUUACUUUUCAUCUUCCCUAUUUAUUCUCAUCUUCCCUAUUAAUUCUCAUCUUCCCUAUUUAUUCUCAUCUUCCCGAUUAAUUCUCAUCUUGCUUUUUUAUUCUCAUCUUCCCUAUUUAUUCUCAUCUUCCUAUUUAUUCUCAUCUUCCCUAUUAAUUCUCAUCUUCCCUAUUUAUUCUCAUCUUCUCUACCUAUUUUCAUUCCUUCUUAUUUAUUCUCAUCUUCAUUAUUUAUUCUCAUCUUCCCUAUUUAUUCUCAUCUUCCUUAUUUAUUCUCAUCGUCCUUAUUUAUUCUCACCUUCCCUAUUAACUAUCAUCUUUCCUAUUUAUUCUCAUCUUCAUUAUUUAUUCUCAUUUUCCCUAUUUAUUCUCAUCUUCCAUAUUUAUUCUCACCUUCCCUAUUAGUUUUCAUCUUCUCUAUUUAUUCUCCUCUUCCCGAUUAAUUCUCAUCUUGCUUAUUUAUUCUCAUCUUCCCUAUUUAUUCUCAUCUUCCUUAUUUAUUCUCAUCGUCCCUAUUAAUUCUCAUCUCCCCCAUUAAUUCUCAUCUUCCCUAUUUAUUCUCAUUUUCCAUAUUUAUUCUCAUCUUCAUUAUUUAUUCUCAUCUUCCUUAUUUAUUCUCACCUUCCCUAUUAAUUCUCAUCUUCUCUAUUUAUUCUCCUCUUCCCGAUUAAUUCUCAUCUUGCUUAUUUAUUCUCAUCUUCCCUAUUUAUUCUCAUCUUCCCUAUUUAUUCUCAUCUUCCCUAUUUAUUUUCAUCUUCCUUAUUUAUUCUCACCUGCCCUAUUAAUUCUCAUCUUCUCUAUUUAUUCUCAUUCUUCCUUAUUUAUUCUCAUCUUCCUUAAUUAUUCUCAUCUUCCUUAUUUAUUCUCACCUUCCCUAUUAAUUCUCAUCUUCCCUAUUUAUUCUCAUCUUCAUUAUUUAUUCUAAUCUUUAUUAUUUAUUCUCAUCUUCCUUAUUUAUUCUCACCUUCCCUUUUAAAUCUCAUCUUCCCUAUUUAUUCUCCUCUUCCCGAUUAAUUCUCAUCUUGCUUAUUUAUUCUCAUCUUCCCUAUUUUCAUCUCAUCGUCCCUAUUUAUUUAUUCUCAUCUUCCUUAUUUAUUCUCAUCUUCCCUAUUAAUUCUCAUCUUCCCUAUUUAUUCUCAUCUUCUCUAUUUUUUCUCAUUCUUCCCGAUUAAUUCUCAUCUUGCUUAUUUAUUCUUAUCUUCCCUAUUUAUUCUCAUCUUCCUUAUUUAUUCUCAUCUUCCCUAUUUAUUCUCAUCUUCCCUAUGUAUUCUCAUCUUCCCUAUUUAUUCUCAUCCUAAACAGGACGUUGGUUUGCUUUUUGUCCGCUGUCCUGCUGACCGUCAGGGCGGACACCGACGUGACCAUCACAUCACACUGGAGCGGGGGGUUCCAGGGAGACGUUUGCAUCCCGGUGACUGCAGACAUUCAUUCGUGGACCAUGACAGUCAACUUUGACCAGCCCAUCGCCAGCAUGGAUGUGAGUGUUUUACUUAGUUUUAAUAUUAACAUAUUGCCAGGGUGUACAUUCUAAGUGACGAUGGUAUCCAAUCACAAGAUCAGACAUUAGACAUUCGACCAGUCAGAUGCUAUCAUUGGCAACACUCUUCAAGUAUGCCAUUAAGAGUCCUGACCUAGGUUUAAACUAUGUUUCGGUAUAAACAAGCAAUUAUUAUUUUUUUUUAAAGAAAAUAUCCUUAUUGUAGUAGGGCGAUGUUGUGUGUCAUAUGGUGUGAGAUUUCAUAACUAUGAAGGAUGUUGUGAAAUGUUUUUUUGAUAGAUGUGUUCCUGAGAUUGUUUAGAAUGGAAGAAACGGAUUUCAGGCCAUGGGGAAUGUUUGGAUCCGGAGACCCGGGUGGUCCGAGGAAAGUGUGUGGGAUGUGAAAAGGUUUAAACGAGAUGGUGCUUGUUGUUUGUGUUCCGUCGAGAAUUCACCGAGACACAACUUACUCAUCAUUUGUCAAAAAUUGGGUGCACGCUGGUGCGGCCCUUCUCGGGUUUGUACGGCGCUGCUCCCGGACGCCCAUUUAGACAUGUAUUUGCUCCCACAAAAGUGGAUAUGGCCCUGGAUGUGGAUUUCCCCAGACUGCUCUCAAAGUUCUUAUGUUGCUAUCUUGACACCCCUUGAGAGUAAAUAUUGUCGCGUGCCUCUGCUAGUUUGAAUAUAAUUAACGUAGGUACAUUUUUAAAAGACCAGGUAUAUAAAGGGGGACAAUGCGUGAGCUUUUCAUGACGGCAGAUUGAGUUCAUAGACAUUUGUAGAUCAGCCCCCUCUGGUAAAUUGAUUGUAAAACUUUAUGGAAUUCUCUUGCAAUAGGUGUGGGCGGCUGACAUCAAAGAGACAUCGGAUGGCGGCAAAGUUUAUGUUCUGACCAACAAAGCCUGGAACAAAGACGAGCACGUGGGAGAGAAAGUGUGUUUGACCUUCCAGGGUCAUGGUCAGUGGACUUUAGGGCCGCCUAUUUACAAUUUUAUAUAAUUAAAAAUCUCGACCUUCGUACUCUCUAAGCUUCUUUUGGGCUGUAUGAUGACAAUUCGAAAUUAUAACAUGCUCGAAAUAAGCCAAAGAUUUUUAUGAUGAAAGAGUACAUUUAUAUAGUGAGAGAAGGUGCAUUAGAAUAUUGCUUCCGUGGCCUUAGAUUUAGACUAUUGUUUCGGGUGCAAAUGAUAUAAUAUAUUUAAUUCAUUUUUAAAAAAACUUUUGCUUUUUUUAAAUUCAUUUUUAAAAAUCUUCUCAUUCGGAAUGGACGAUUAGUAGCAAAUAUUUCAGGUGUACUUAAUUAAAACAGGUUAUACUGGAACUCACGUAACUUGUUUAUUACUUCAUUAUACAGACAAUCGAUUUUAUCGGGGUUUUUUUGUUGUUGUUUUUUUUAAAUUUUAACUAAUCUUUAAAAAUUAUUUUAAAUUUCUGACCUACUUUUUAUCAUUGCACGUCUUGUCAAAAAGUAAAUAAUCAUUAUGUUGAUGUGUGGCAAUUUUCAUACUAGAUCCAGCAAUAAUUUUUUGUUUCAUACUCUCUAACUAAAAGUGCAAGUCAUUAUUUUAUGAUCCUAAAACAAGAAAACUCGAUUAUUUUUUUGAAUGACGUCAUCUCUUCGUCUCCAGGAAAUGGCGAUAUUGUGCCCAAGGCGACGGCCAGCUUGGAUAUUGGUGGUGCCACAGCCGGCACGGGUGUCACGAUAACAGUGACAACAUCAGCUUCUACCACACCGUCCACCACAACAUCCACCACAACGCCGACCACCACAUCGACCACCACGCCUACUACUACAACGACAACCACACAAGCUCCAACCACAAGUGAGUCAUUGAAUGAGUCAUUAAAAAUGAAGAUAUCUAGACCACUACAAGCUAGAUUACAUAGAAAUCCAAGUAUCUUAGAACGCCAUAAAAAACUAGAUUACACAGAGAUCAAGAUAGCUAGAACACUAUACAAGCUAGAUUACAUAGAAAAAAAGAUUUCAUCAUCACUAUGCAAG
Lymnaea stagnalis (great pond snail) is the source of this 4976-nucleotide messenger RNA. Lineage: Eukaryota; Metazoa; Mollusca; Gastropoda; Lymnaeidae. The record is from the annotation of a GenBank genome assembly.